AUGAAAAGCCUCACGUCUACCCAGCAGAUAGGGAAGGAUGACACCAAUGCCUGGCACUACGAUAAAAAAACCGCACUCAUGGACCUUACCCGAGGAUCAACAACCAGUACCAACAUAACCCUUAAAACAACCACGUAUCCAAUCCGUGUGAGCACGGAAAAGACAGCUCUCCUCAUUAUCGACAUGCAGAACUUCUUUCUACACCCGGCUCUGCGUCGCCAAGCUGGAAGCCAAGAGCCUACGCUCGGCGAGAUAGCUGCUUCGACUCUUCUGGAAACAGGCAUCCCUGCUGCCCGGCUCCACGGGAUUCGAGUCAUAUGGCUGAAUUGGGGACUUACAGAGCAAGAUCUGAAUACCAUGCCCCCGGGGGUUCUGCGGACUUUUGGAAGCUUCCCUAUGCCAUCACCUGAGUCGAAUGUUUCUUUAUCAUCCAAGCCAGGUAUGGUUCGCGUGAAGAACCCGGCUCUUUAUAAAGGCCUCGGAGUUGAGCUUGGAGCUGUCGAUAUUGGACACGGGAAGAAUGUUCAAGGUGGAAAGAUUCUUAUGCGGGACUUCUGGAAUACUGGGAUAUAUGGACCUCUGGAAGAAGAAUUUCGGAGACAUUGCCAUAUCUCUGAUUCUGAGUCUGACGACAAGAAGAAAGAUGUGCUAAUAUACAAGAAUCGCAUGUCCGGGUUAUCUGGGAGAGAGUCUGACCUGGAGAAUCUCUUACGCCGUGAGGGAAUUACUCUACUUCUCCUUGCUGGGGUAAACACCGAUCAAUGUGUUGGGAGUACAUUGAUGGAUGCCUAUAAUAAAGGAUUUGACUGUGUGCUCUUGUGUGAUGGUACAGCGACAGGCUCACCGUUUGGUGCGAGAGAAGCAUGGGAAUGGAAUGUCACAAAUUGUUUUGGGUUUGUAUCAACUUGUGAAGCACUGAAAGAGUCGAGUGCUCAAUUUUAA
Molecule: messenger RNA, 942 nt
Organism: Penicillium malachiteum
Lineage: Eukaryota; Fungi; Ascomycota; Eurotiomycetes; Eurotiales; Aspergillaceae
Product: cysteine hydrolase family protein
Exons: 1
Coding region: 1-942 (313 amino acids)
Source: RefSeq, a predicted model, not a curated record